Messenger RNA from Sporothrix brasiliensis 5110, 2151 nucleotides. Its product is annotated as aromatic amino acid aminotransferase. Lineage: Eukaryota; Fungi; Ascomycota; Sordariomycetes; Ophiostomatales; Ophiostomataceae. The coding region runs from base 1 to 2151 and encodes 716 amino acids. Gene Ontology annotation, biological process: biosynthetic process. Gene Ontology annotation, molecular function: transaminase activity; pyridoxal phosphate binding. The record is from RefSeq and is a predicted model, not a curated record. The transcript is spliced from 3 exons.
AUGGACUCUUUCCACCUUGACGCCCUGAUCGGGUCUCAGACCGCAGGCUCAGCGGCUUCGCCGGACCACGCCACAGACGUAUCGGACGCUGGCUCCAGCUCGGAAUGCUCGUUUGACGGCGCCCCCGACGGCCGCAAGCCGCCGCCACGCGACCUGUCCCACCUGUAUUCCGAAGCCACGAACCUGCGCGUAGCAAGCAAGAUGAAGGAGUACUAUAGGUUCUUCCAGAUCCCAAACAUUGCUAAUCUUGCUGGCGGCAAGUCCUCCCUCCCCAUUUCCCGUCCAUCCGUCCAUUCGUUUGGCCUGCCCAAUGUCCAGUACUUUCCUUAUGACACGCUCGAGGCCAAGAUUGCCAAGCCGGUGCGCUGGACGCCAUCGCCCAACAAACAGGGCACCGCGGACGACAACGAGGGCGACGAGGACCUUGUCCUCGUGACCGACGGCGUCGCUGCCGUCAAUGUGGCUUCACAGGCAUCGUCCGCCCCGUCGGACCGCGCAGCGCCUGAGCGCCUCGUCGUACCCAAGAUAUCACCCGGCGGCGUUUUGCCGACGGAGAAGAUUGAUCUUGCUACUGCACUGCAGUACGGCGGUUCCGACGGCUACCCGCCGCUUCUAAGCUGGAUUCGCAACUUUGCGCGCGAGUACCUGCACCCGAAUGUGCCGUACGAGGGCGGCGUGGACGUUGUGCUGACCGUCGGCUCCACGGACGGCCUGUCCAAGACGCUCGAGCUGUUUGUCGACAACUGGAACCCCGUCCGCGACGACAUUAGCACGCGACCGGGUCUGCUGUGCGAGGGCUUCGUCUAUGGCAACGUGCUGAGCCAGAUCGCACCCAAGGGCCUGCAGGUCGUGACCGUCGAGGCAGACGCCGAGGGCAUGGUCCCAUACGGCCCUGGCGGCCUGGAGGAUGUGCUCGCGAACUGGGACGAGACCAGGGGUCGCCGGCCGCACAUCAUGUACACUGUGACGAUGGGCCACAACCCGACCGGCAUUGUGCUCAGCCUGGAGCGCCGGAAGCAGCUCUAUGAGAUCUGCAGCCACUACGACGUCAUCAUUGCCGAGGACGAUCCGUACUGGUACCUGCAGUAUCCAUCGGCGGCGGUCAACGAAGCCGCUUCGCGCAACCUGCCCACACCCAAGUCGCCCGUUGUGCCGCCCACCAUCGACGAGGCGGCUGGUCAGCGUUCGACGGGUUUUGCGUUCCUCGACUCGCUUGUGCCGUCGUUUCUUGCCGUUGACGUCGACGGCCGUGUUGUGCGCCUAGACACCUUCUCCAAGACGGUUGCGCCAGGCUGCCGCCUGGGCUGGAUCACGGCCCAGCCCGCUUUCAUCGAACGCUUCACGCGCAUUGCCGAGACGGGCACCGCGCAGCCGUCGGGCUUUGUGCAGUCACUCAUCUCGGAGCUUGUCAUGGGGCCGCUGCCCAGUUCGGGCGCGUCGUCCUUCUCCGCCUCCGCCUCUUCCCCUUCCUCUGCAUCGCCGUCGGCGACUGAGAUGGCCGUGAGAAAGAAGAGCAAAAGCGAUCCGACCUUCUCUGGCUGGCAGGUGGGCGGCUGGGUCCGGUGGCUCGAGGGCUUGCGCGGCGAGUACGAGCGUCGCAUGAACCGCAUGUGCACGAUCCUCGACGAGGGUUCGUUCCAGCUCAAGCAGGGCACACCCGUGCGGUCCUCCGACGCAGACUGGGGCGUCAUCACCAAGACACAGCUGUACUCGUACGACUGGCCGCGCGGCGGCAUGUUUGUGUGGAUCCGCCUGCACUUUGAGGUGCACCCGCUGUGGCAGGCUCCGCGGGCCAACGGCGUCCCCGGCGACGUCAUUGACGGCCCGCUGUUUUCGAUGGCGCUCAUGUUCUUCCUGAGUAGCAAGCCGCACCUGGUGCUCAUUAGCCCGGGCACCAUGUUCAGCGCCGACGACAGCGUGCGGGCCGAACGUGGCUGGGCCUACUACCGGCUGUGCUUCGCGGCCGAGAGCGACGCAAAUUUGAUCGAGAGCUCAAAGCGUCUUGUGACGGCCAUCCACAAGUUCUGGAAGAUCAAGAAGGCGCAAGACUUUGAGGACAUCCUCAACAGCUCACCGGCGGCCAUGGCCGAUGCCGCAGAGGCUAGCGAGAAUGGAGACCUGGGUAACCUGGGCGUGUGGAUGGGUUGUUAG